This is a messenger RNA of Lineus longissimus, 10746 nucleotides long. RefSeq names its product rho GTPase-activating protein 39-like. NCBI's taxonomy places the organism in Eukaryota, Metazoa, Nemertea, Pilidiophora, Heteronemertea, Lineidae. Gene Ontology annotation, cellular component: cytoplasm; cytoskeleton. Gene Ontology annotation, biological process: signal transduction. Gene Ontology annotation, molecular function: GTPase activator activity; protein binding. The transcript has 15 exons. Bases 1004 to 4882 code for a protein of 1292 amino acids. The record is from RefSeq and is a predicted model, not a curated record.
CUUGAGGAUAAUUUCGCCUUGGAAUGUGGAACACCGCCUGUUGUUAGUGCUAUCAUUCACCAGAGAACUUUUGGAAGGAGCAGAAGUUGUAUGUGAAAAUAUUGAACAAAGAUCUGUCAUAUCAACAGGUUCGAAUUGAAACGUGGAUACCCUGGAGUCAUAAUUUUGCCUCAAACUUUGAGCUGGAGUGGUGUGCGCUUGUCCUUGUGAACUCUUGGAUAUACACAUAACUUCAUUGGAUGAUACAAUAUCAGUCCAUGCGAUUUUAUCCCGGCAGAGCUGUGUGUCGAGAAGUCAUUAUCACCUUCUUUGACCAGAGUGCCUCCAGUCAUACAGAAGCCAUCACACUUUAUGGAUUCUCUCACCAUAAACUGUAUAAUAACUGGAUAUUACCAUCGGCGGAAUACAUAAGUCUGGCUUUGAGUGCGGGUGUACAUAGGGGCCUAUAAAUCUAUACGAUCUAUUUGUAUACAACCAAGCGAUAUUCCUGUUAUUACUGCUUAGGAAUAUAGCCACUUCUCGGCCUCAAUUAAAUUCUAAGGAGAAAGUGAAGUUUGUCCAUGGCAUAUUCUAAAUUGUAGUUUGCUGGUUUAGGGUUUGGUUGAUGGUGGAUUUUCAUGGAUAUUCAUUAAAAGGUUGACAAUUUCUGAAAACCUAGACCCACUUCAGUGCCACAGCUCCAUUCUCUAUUAGGUGAAGUGGCAUUUAUUUUUGACAGCUUUGUGCAGAGAGCUCGAGGGUAGCUAUGGAAUUAGCGUUGACGAUAGCAGUGGAUUUUACUGACUUCGUUGCGGUUUCGUGUGUCUGAGGUGUGAAAUUGGUUGGACAGCCUAUUCAGGACUGCAGAGCAACAUUUCGGUUUGUCAGUUGUUAGUUUCAUUUCUUGGAUUUGCUGGUAUCUCUGUCAGUGUGCAGUAUUUUCAAUGGAUUCAAUCAGUGGAUUCUUGGCCUGAUAUCCUGCAGCAAACUCUACCGAUCAAUUUGUGAAUCCUACUAAUUGACGAUGUGGUCGUAUGCGUAUGAAACACCUUGGGGUGCUGGAUCGGACUCUCCAUACCAGAUGCCCAGGCCUGUCCCCUUUGAGCCGCCCACGGCGAGGAGUGUAGCCCUCCCCUUGAUUCCUGCACCAGAGUCUCCAGCCAGUGACAGCCCUAAUGGUCCAGCUCCUCAGUUCUUUGGUAUAGGGCUUGGUCCCAGCCCCGCCCUCCACAGGAGUUACUCCUACACUUAUGAUUGGAAUAUCAAGCGCCAGUUUUGGCAGCAACAGUACUUUUGGCGGGAUAGGUUCUAUGAAAGGUGGGAAUGGGUCGAGAUCAUCGAACCUCGUACCCAGGAGCAUAUGUAUGCUAACCUCACCACUGGGGAAUGCGUAUGGGACCCGCCACCGGGAGUUAAAAUUAAAAAGACUGACGACAAUCAGUGGUGGGAGCUGUUUGACCAGAACACCUCCAGAUUCUACUAUUACAAUGCUACGAGUCAGAAGACGGUCUGGCACCGCCCGCAGAACUGUGACAUCAUACCUCUUGCUAAGCUGCAGACGCUUAAACAGAACACGGAAGUUCGAGAAGAUGACGCGAUACGCAAGGCAGUGGUUAAGUGUGAGAUGUCCACGCAGACACCAACCACACCAAAACGUGAGCCUCAUCCACACCAAAGGUCUGCAUCUGUGCGGACAACGAAUAGUGCUCAGACUAGUCCUUAUCCCGGUAACAAAAAAUAUCACCACCGCUCAGGGUCCGGGCGAAAUUACACGAAGGAUGAACGGUACAUAAAUGGCGAGAGGUCACAUCAUAGGCGAAGAGGGAGCACCCCCGCCAGUGGUCAUUAUCAUCGAAAAGAGUCAGGGGAGUCCCCGCAUAAGUCGGUGGAAUCCCCACGUCCACAUCGAUCGCGGGAAUCGUCACGUGGUUCCGUGGAUAGCGGUGGCUCUUACAGCAGCGUCAGUCAUGGCCGGAGUGCUUCGUAUGACAGCACUGGUUCUCACACCGGCACCAACACGCGAGGAUCAUUGGACAGUAGUGCGUCCCACUCGCGCAGCUCGCGAGACAGUCCAGUCUCGCGUUCGCGGACAUCAGGCGACAACUCGCAAAAUAGGACUUUAGACAACGGCUCACAGACACGUUAUUAUGACAGUGGGACGUACUCGCGCGAUAGCGGCUCACAGUCGCAGUCCCGCAGUUCAUUGGAUAGUGCAGUACAGGCAACGACUACACCAAGAAGUGUUGAUAAUACUCGGACCUAUCACGCUGAUACGUUACCCGCCCGCGGCCACAGCCACCAUGGUCACGGCGGACAUGGUUAUGAAUCGUCGCAUUCUAGGAGCUCUUACGAUUCAUCGCCGCAGUCUCGUGGAUCACUGGAUAAUGCUCCCGCCAUUUUACAACAACAGCAGCAAUUGGAGGAAUUCAAUCGCUCGGAUUAUCCUCCACCUUACAAUCCUGAACAAAUACGUCAACUCGUAGAGAUGAGUCCCAUGUUGUCGUCAAAACCAAAACGUUCGUUUCCGCGUACCAACCCUUCAUACGUCGGUGUACCACGACGGGAUGGAACACAUCUAAAUCAUCCUCCACCUGCAUAUAAACGGAUAAACUCACAAGAUCGGGGGGAGCAGUAUUAUGCUGAAAGAGGUACAGAUAGUAGUGACACUUUGUCCCUGUUGGAAAACUCGGGCAUAGGCCUUCAGACAAGUUUGGGUAGUAGUACAGAGUUUAAUGAUAAUAUCAACUUAGGAUUAAUGUAUAAACAUGACCGAUCCGAUAGUGAGGCUUCGCACUCGUCGCAUCGUGGUGGUAGCCAUUAUCACGAUCGUUCUGACAGUCAAACAUCACAGAGUUCUUUAUCGCGGACAAUGCGCGACCACCCGUCGGAUAGUCACUCUUCCCAGGGUUCCCUGCGCAACAUCCUGGAUAGUCAUUCGUCGCAUCACUCGUCGCAAGGUUCGAUACGUAACAUGCAGGGGGAGGUGCGCGACAGCUCCUCUCAGGGUUCGCUACGAUACCAACAACUCCAGGAGGAAUCCGAACACAAGUCGUACCAGAGUCCAGACGUGGAGUUCACCCGCUUCCCGCUCAACGUUGCGCACAUCAAGCCCCCUAGCGAGGAUUUCCCAAUUUACCAGGAGAUCGAGACAGUCACCCAGGAGCAACACAGCGGCGAUAGUCUGGAUAUGCGCAGUGCGGAUAGCCUCUCGCCGCAGGAGUACAUGAAUAACCGCCAGGAUACUCCGGGCAGUGAGCGGUCCGUGGGAAACUCCAGUUGUGCUUCUGAAGGUGAGCCGGAAGGUGGCCUCCGUUUGUAUAGCAGCUCCCUGUUUACCAUGCUCAACUGGAAAGGAGCCCAAGAGCAAGAGGACUAUGAAGACUCUGACAACAGUAGCGUGUUCUCGACACCGUCGCCGAAACCUCGCAACAAAGCACCACCUCCGCCAACGCUGCCGUUAGACGUUCAUCACGCCUCAUUGCGCCGAAAACGAAUCGUAGAGAAGUCCGAGUCGGCGACGCCCAUAUCGGUGCUUGAGAAAAGCGUGUCGAUGCAGGCGGAGUUGGCCAUGCAGCGCCCCCUGUCCAUGGUGGUGGCAUCACACUCCGAGGCGAACAUGAUGUCACCAGGAACAAACUCGUUACAGAGACCGAAUCGCGGAGCAUCCGUACCGAGUACACGAUCGUCUGGAUCCCUGUCGAAGAACCGCAAGCCAGGCUCGGACAGUGAGAUUGAGAACUAUGCGAUACAGAAUCUGAACGUCCACAAGAAGGGACUGCUGGGGAAGAAGGUGUCCAUUGCUCAGAUGCUGGCCUGGUCCAAGGAGCUAAUCACCAAACCGAUGAUCAAAACCAACGAUAAGGCAAUCAAAAAGGAAUCGUGCGAGACAUUCAAGCUGAUCCAGAUGUACAUGGGUGAUCGCCGGUCCAAGAGCACACUGCCCCAGAUCGCCCUGGAAAUCGCCAUCAAGGGAUGGAGUUUACCCACGCUCAGGGACGAGCUGUAUAUACAACUGUGUAGACAGACUACCGAUAAUAUUAGCGAUGAUAGUUUAAUGCGUGGCUGGGAGCUGAUGGCAAUCUGUCUGAAUUUCUUCCCUCCGUCGAUGAAGUUCCAUUCCUAUCUCGAGGGGUAUAUCUGUCGACACCUCGACCCAAUGUUCGAUACAGAAUGUGUGCCAAUUAGUCAUUUUGCGCAAUAUACGAUAAAGAAGUUGGAGCGAGCUGUGAAAUUAGGGGCCAAGAAAGGGUUAAGGAAACCGACACUAGAUGAGGUGGAGCAGGCCAGGCGUACGAUAUUCCACCCGUCGAUGUUCGGUAGUACCAUGGAGGAGGUGAUGAUGAUGCAGAGGGAGAGAUUUCCAAACCGUCGGUUGCCAUGGAUACAGACGGUCCUCUCAGAGGAGGUACUCAGGCUAGAUGGUGCUCAAACUGAAGGGAUAUUCAGAGUGCCUGGGGACAUUGAUGAGGUGAAUGCGCUCAAAGUGCGGUGCGACCAGUGGAUACCGCCGACCGACUGCCCCGACCCACACAUCCCGGCCUCGUUACUCAAACUCUGGUUCAGGGAACUUUACGAGCCGAUCAUACCUAACGACGUUUAUGAACAGUGUAUAGAAAACUAUGCAAAUCCCGAGGCUGCCGUCGAUAUUGUGAUGGGCUUGCCGGAAAUCAACAAAUUGGUGCUGUGUUAUCUCAUCAGAUUCUUACAGGUGUUCGCUGCUAUUGAGAAUGCUCAGAUCACAAAGAUGGACAUUAAUAACUUAGCCAUGGUGAUGGCACCGAACUGUCUGCGCUGUGAGUCGGAAGAUCCCAGGAUAAUAUUCGAGAAUACACGAAAAGAGAUGGCAUUUGUGCGCACGCUGAUUCAACACCUAGAUACGAGUUUCAUGGAAGGCGUGAUAUGACGUAGACAUUAGGAGUGAGUUUAGUACGGAGUACUAUGUGACACUAGGGACGAGGUCUUCACCAUGUAUGCUUCUAACAGAGGGACCUUAUUAAUCUAAGGACGAGGUUUUAGUGUGGUCACACUACAGAUAUGACGAUUAGCUCUGGCGUAUAUUUCAGUGGGGUUUCAACUGGGGCGAGGUUGUUGUCGUGUUUUGAAGAACGGUGUGCUGAAAGUGACAAAGUAACCCGUGUUCCAUCUGUGUUCAAUACAAGUGCUCAGGAUGACCCUUUCGUUGGUGAAAAUGGAACUGACUCGGAAGUGCUCAGUGCUUUUUACGGUGAGGAAAGUGACUGCUUGUGUCUGAUGAUAAUACCGUUAUGAGUGACGGGGCCUCAGACUGUCGUAUCUUCCUGCUUUUUAUGGUGAAUGCAGAUUCUUCUGUCCAUGCAGUUUACUUUUACCAACAAGGAACUCAAAGUACAUCUAAAGUGAUUUGUGUGAAUUCUAUCUCUAUUAGCCAGAUACUCGUAGGAUUCGAAAAACCUGCAUUGCGUGAAUGUACUCGAAUCUGACAGAUUUGGUUUCGUGCCAUUGACCACUGUAUUAUAAUAGUACCAUUGCCCCUAACUUGGAGGCUACAUCAGUCCUGGUAAUGUAAUGUUGUGCUUAUGAAUGACCAAGUGUUUCCAUAACUGCACUUGUGGCUUGCAAGGCAAAACCUGAGCAUUGGUAAGUUACUACUCGAGGUGGAGAUAUUUUAUAUCAACGAUAUUUAGAGAAAUUCUUACCACUGGUAAUGUUUGCACCAAUGUACUGAAUCAGGCUUAACAAACUGUAUCAUUUUCAUAGUGUGUCUCUUGCCCCUUGUGAGCUGGCCUCUCAUGUGUUUCAUAAUCGAAAGUAAGCCCAGACUAGUUUGCCAGAGUAGCAUGGGGUCUGAAUUUGGGUUCCUUCGAUGAGGUGGUUGAAGGCCUGAAUCCACUAAGGUGGUUUUCCGUCGGAGUCCAAUACUUUCAUUGAAAUUCUGCGCCUGUCUUUUCACAAGGUUAAAGGCCUAAAUCCACUUAGGGUUUUUUUCUGCUAUGUGAAACUGCUUUCUCAACCAUUUGACUCUGCAGCUUUCACUGAAAUUCCACGCCUGUGUAAACCAUGCUGUUUCCCGCACUCACCGCUGUAGUGGUAAAAGUCUGGGUAGGCUUUAUGCUUGAAAAAUCCAUGCUUGUAUAAAGUUACACUUCGAAUUGCGCUGUUCAGAAUAUAAGUUUAGUAUCGAAUGCACUGUACUCAUUGUGAUGGUUGUAAGGGUGGCCGGAUUCUCUUGUGUCCAUCAUCAAUCUUGAAAUUGUCUCAAACCUCGCUCGGCUUCUCAAUUUGUGGAAGAAACAAAGAUAAAUGGAGUACUUUCUAACCUGUCAUUCCAACUGUAACCUUACCACAUCAAAAGCAAUGAAAUAAUUGUAGAAGCUUUCGAUGUUUUCGCAUGAACUUUGUCUCCCUUUUCGCACUUCUCCUCUUUUUCACGACCGCGGUUAACAAACGAAGGAGCGUAACGGUUUCUAUCAUUUAUUCUUACCAUCACAUCUUUCGCUUGCCUUAGGUAGACACUCUGUGGGCUAUUUUUAUAUGGGUACGUGGUAUCAUGGUGUACCUCUUGUAUACAAGUGCAAUAGUUUAACCGAUGUAGUCAUGGUCAGGAGAAUUUCAACGUUGUGCAUCUCUCGUCUUCACUUUGAAUUUCUGGCACUUUCACUGCAUUAUACUUUCCCAUGCGCUAGAUUUCCAAGCGAUAUUUCAUUGCGACGAUGAUUUAGAUUUACAAAAAAGAAUUUUAUAUUCAUCAUGACUUAGAGACGUCAAAACCUUUAUCCAAGUUUUUGAUAAAAGGGAAGUGAUAUUUCAUUCGACAAUGAAUAAAACUAUUGAGAUUUACAAAAAAUAGUAACAGAGACGUCAAUACAUUUAUCAAAGUUUUCAUACGAGGGAUUUCUUUUGAAUUAACAACAAAAAGCUUGAUGCCAAAUGCUCCAUUCACAAAACCAACUUGUCAGGGUAACAUCAAAACAAAACUUACGAUGUGCGUUACUAAGAAAAGGCCAUGUAAAUUACUGUAACAUUCACAGUGAUACUAUAGCAGUUACAAUUGGUUGUUUUUAUUGAAGAGUUAUCACUAAAUGAAUUGAGAGUGAUUUGCAUCCAAGCUCGUGAGAUGUUAUUGAAAUGAGGAAUUCCUUGGUGGUUCCUGCACCUACUGACAGCGGGCAGAAUACUUUGUUUUAACGUCACAUCUUCCCCAAUAUGUCUGCCGUCAUCUGUUUCAUUUUAUUGAGAGGAGAAAACGAGGAGAAAUGAGUUCGGAGAUUAUUACAUAUUAGACUGAAUUUCACAGAUUUAGCGCGAUGUAAACAUUGCCAUUGUAACUUGUACACCUUCUAGUCUGUAAUGCGGGUUAUAAGUAUGGUUAGGAUAAAGUGCCAUGCAACAGGUGAUUUUUGUCACUGAGACCUGCGUUUGCUAUCACGUGCAAUGAAAAUCUCUUUUGGGGAGGUCAUUGUAGGUGUCUGCAACAAGAAUCUGUGACACUGCAAUCUGCGAUGAGUAUUAAACCUAGUGAUUACUGGUUUUACCAGCAGAUGAGUGAUCUUUUCAUCACUUAUUGCAGCGAUGAUUAUCAUAGGUUGCAACAGCAUGAAAUUGCAUGUUUGCUGGGCACUUCAGAUCUCACGACCCCUGAUAGGUCAAGUGCUCAUCUCUUGAUUGGGUUGUCUCUUUGACAGCAUAAUUUUCCUCCGGGUUCUCCAGUUUCCUUCUACUUAAACAUUACAAAUCACCAAAGUAUUGUUUAUAGAGCUAAUAAUAUCCUGCCGUAGUUGAAGCUCGGCUCAGUAUUUUAAGAUCUCUUGAUGGUGAAAUUUUUUUUUCUCUGUUGGCACUCUAGAGUGUAUCAAGGGGCCAAACUCUACUAAUUUCCCUCCUGACAUGAAUAUUAAUGGGUACAAGGCUCGAUAUGGGUUUCAGGAGGCUGGUGUCCCACCCAUCCUGGAGAAGUUAUAUUAAUAAAAGACAGAAUUCAUAUUAAGGUCAUAUGCACCAGGGGUAGGGUAUAAUUGUACUCCGGGGUAAGUUCAGACCUGUCAAGUUACUAGUUUAGCAACGAAAUCUGGAGACUAACUACAGGGUUGGAUAUUCUUGUGAGAGGAUGCUUGGUUGGUAACGGCAAGAUUAAGGCUGGACUUAAGUGAACUAAGAAAUAGCUGGAACUAACGAAAAUGAAAAAUGAAAUGUAUCUGGCAUCUCAGAAAGAUUUGUGAAAUGAAUGCAAGUGACAUAACAAAAUAUGUCUAUGGUAACUGAAAGUCGUUUCCUGAUUGUGGGUUGCAGUGAGUUUUACAAGUGGAAAGUUUUAUGGGUUUUUUGAACCAAGUUUUAUAUCUAUUGAAGGAUCACAGGAAUGUGAUAAGAGGAAAGUAACUUAUCACAAAUAUUUGAUGGAAUGGAUAUGUGAGGUUUUAUUGUCGAAUUCACGGGGCAAGUUGUUUGAAAGUUGGCGUUCAAAGAUCAGUUGCAUUUCAAGAUAACUGACCAAUACUUGGAAAUGAUUGGCCAGGUUACAGUUUUGUCAUCAAUGGGUAGUUCAGGCUUGAUUUGUGGAGGUCUCACUUCCUGCUCAAUUAUCUUCUAACUGCCUAGAGGCAUGCCCAACAUUCAGAUAAUUAGCCCAAAUUUGACGACCCUUGGAUAUCUGAAACAGGUUUUUGCCAGUAGAUAUCAGUUGUAAUUGUAUGCCUAUGAAUUUCAUAUAGUAAUGUUUUAAGUGAGAAUACGUUGUAUAGUCAAAAAAGCUGCCAAUAGGUGUCAGAGUUUUAUAUAAGUCAUUCGUAAACGUGUCCGUUUUAUUAUGUAGAAUUUGGUUCUUGCCUGUAUAAAGUCUUAAUGUAUAUAAUGAUGCUACUGAAGUUUGUGAAAGAAAUGCAUGGCUAUAUCUAUCUGUACUGUAUAAAAAAUGGCCAUAAUGAUUUAUCUAUUUCAUAACUUGUAAUAAUUGAUCAACAUGGGUAUUUUAUUCAAGAUAUCCAAUGUGGUGUGUAUUGAGAUAAUACUGGGCCAACACUUUUAAAAGGUACAGAGUCCCUGUAAAGGGGGCACUUUAUGGAUACCUCAGAAAUUGUACACAAACAUUCUGUGUUUGCACUUUGAGCUUGUGUACCUACGGUACUUUCUACACACUAACUCUGUAACUAGCAUUUAGCGCCGGUUUAACGUUUUGGAGUGUUUCAUCUCAUCUGUUUGGGUACGAUGAACGACAGAAAUGACUUUUGAAAAAAAAUCAUUGUCUGUAACUGUCUAUUGUAUGGUAAUGCCGAAAUAUGGCGAACAACCUAAAUUGUUACAGUGGUACUGCAUAAUUAAUAGCUCUCAAUCAAAUCUAAUCAUAUGGAACAAAACCGUGUGCGUUCUGUCUGGUCCUGUUUGCACAUUCCUAGCAUUUGGAAGAGUGGUUACAAAAUAGCUUUUGGUUGGGGGUGAAUGUAGUCUGCUACGGUAACUUUUCUCUCAAGAUGACAAUGUUUAUACUCUGUCAUAAAAUGCUUGUAUUCGGGGCUUUUUUCAUAGCUAAAUGACCAAACAUCGUGUACUCAAUUCAUGCUCUUCCAAACAUCAUGUUCUGACUCUGUUAAAAGGUACUUUUUCGGUGAGCUCAGGCUUUACCUCUGUUGAAAGUUAGCAGUCAACUGGUGUGUUAUUGGCAGGCUUUGCAAAGAGGUCAGUAAACUAUUCACGUGUUAUCAUACCCUUGGCCUGUUCAUGUACGGAAAAAAACUCUAAUGUGCAUUCCUCGUUUCCUCGAUUUACACAUGUCCUGUUGUAAGUGACACAUUGCCUGUCGACUUUGAAAAUGACUUUGUUCAGGUUCCUGUUCAGAUAAGGUCUUGACAUGUCAACAGUGAAUUUUUUUCUUGAAAACCAGCCUUGGUCAGUACUAAACAGGAUGGAAAACCAGCCUUGGUAGGUACUAAACAGUAUGGAAAACCAGCCUUGGUCAGUACUGAACAGUAUGGAAAACCAGCCUUGGUCAGUACUAAACAGUAUGGAAAAACAGCCUUGGUCAGUACUCAACAGUAUGGAAAACCAGCCUUGGUCAGUACUCAACAGGAUGGAAAACCAGCCUUGGUCAGUACUAAACAGGAUGGAAAGCCAGCCUUGGUCAGUACUAAACAGGAUGGAAAACCAGUCUUGCUAGUACUAAUCAGUAUGGAAAACCAGUUGUAGUCAGUACUAAGCAGUAUUGAAAAACAGCCUUGGGUCAGUACUACACGGGAUGGAAACCCAGUCUUGCUUGUGCGAAACAGUAUGGAAAACCAGUUGUAGUCAGUACUAAGCGGGAUGGAAAAUGAGCCUUUGGUCAGUACUAAACGGGAUGGAAAACGAGCCUUGGUCAGUACUAAACAGGAUGGAAAACCAGUCUUGCUAGUACUAAACAGUAUGGAAAACCAGUUGUAGUCAGUACUAAGCAGUAUUGAAAAACGGCCUUGGGUCAGUACUAAACGGGAUGGAAAACCAGUCUUGCUAGUACUAAACAGUAUGGAAAACCAGUUGUAGUCAAUACUAAGCAGGAUGGAAAACGAGCCUUUGGUCAGUACUAAACGGGAUGGAAAACGAGCCUUGGGUCAGUACUAAAUGGGAUGGAAAACCAGUCUGUUUAGUAGCAGAUUACUGGUUCUUUCUAUAAUGGCUUGUCAUUCUGUUUGGUAGAUUUAAUUGGCGUUAACAAUGUGUGGGUGAUAGCAUGUGCUCGAGAUGAAGUUUGUUCACAAUUCUGAAUACUAGGAGCAGUGAGAAGUGUACUAGAAUGUAUAUUUUGUCCAUUCAGUCAGUAAAAUU